AUGGUGGCCUCGAAGCGUUACGUGCUCGCCGGGCUCCUGGCGCAGGCCUCGGCCCAGGGAUGCCCCUAUGCCGCCGCCGCCGCCGCCGCCAACAAGCGGGAUAUCUUGGCCGUGAGGGCCGACGAGCCGUCGCUAGACACGCUCGCCCACUCGUUCGGCAAGUGUGCGCAGCUCAGCGACGCGGCCGGCGGAGGGACGAGGAGCCGCGACUGGUGGCCGUGCCAGCUGAGGCUGGACGUGCUGCGCCAGUUCUCGCCCGAGCAGAACCCGUUGGGGGCCGACUUCGACUACGCUGCCGCUUUUGCUACGCUGGACUAUAACGGACUCAAGGCCGACCUCAAGGCGCUGCUGACGCAGUCGCAGGCUUGGUGGCCGGCCGACUUUGGCAACUAUGGCGGUCUGCUCAUUCGCAUGGCCUGGCACAGCGCCGGCACUUACCGCAUCGUCGACGGGCGGGGUGGCGGCGGCAUGGGCCAGCAGCGGUUCGCCCCGCUCAACAGCUGGCCCGACAACGCCAACCUGGACAAGGCGCGGCGCCUGCUGUGGCCCAUCAAGCAGAAGUACGGCAGCGCCAUCUCGUGGGCCGACCUGAUGAUCCUGGCCGGCAACGUUGCGCUCGAGACCAUGGGCGUCCCCCUGCUUGGCUUCGGCGGCGGCCGCGUCGACACCUGGCAGUCGGACGAGAGCGUCUACUGGGGCAGCGAGACCACCUUCGUGCCCGAGGGCAACGACAUCCGCUACAACGGCAGCACCGACUACGCCGCGCGCGCCAGCCGCCUGCAGGAGCCGCUCGCCGCCACCCACAUGGGCCUGAUCUACGUCAACCCGGAGGGCCCCGACGCGACCGGCGACCCCAAGCUGGCCGCCCUGGACAUCCGCACCGCCUUCGGCCGCAUGGGCAUGAACGACUCGGAGACCGUCGCCCUGAUCGCCGGCGGCCACGCGUUUGGCAAGACGCACGGCGCGUCGGGCACAGCCCUCGGUCCUCCACCGGAAGCAGCGCCCCUCGAGGCCCAGGAUCUCGGCUGGUACAACAGCUUCGGCACUGGCAACGCCGACGACACCAUCACCAGCGGAACGGAGGUUAUUUGGUCCAAGACGCCCACGAGAUGGAGUAAUGGCUUCCUGAACAGCCUCUUCAAGAACGAGUGGACGCUGGUUAAGAGCCCGGCCGGCGCCCUCCAGUUCGAGGCGCUCAACGGCACGCGCGACUACCCCGACCCGUUCAACAAGACCUUCCGGCGCCCCACCAUGCUGGUCACCGACCUGGCCCUGCGCGAGGACCCCACCUACAGAGCCAUUGCCGAGAAGUGGGUGGAUGACUUCCAGGGCCUCACCGAUGCCUUCGCGGCCGCUUGGUUCAAGCUCACGCACCGCGACAUGGGCCCCGUCUCGCGCUACCUCGGGCCCGAGGUGCCCAAGCAGCGCUUCAUCUGGCAGGAUCCGCUGCCCGAGGCGAAGUACCCGCCCAUCAGCGAGGCCGACCAGGAGGUGCUCAAGGCGCAGAUCCUGAAGGCGCCCGGCGUGAACGUGUCGAGCCUCGUGGCCGUCGCCUGGGGCUCCGCCUCGACCUUCCGCGGCGGCGACAAGCGCGGCGGGGCCAACGGCGCGCGCAUCGCCCUCGAGCCGCAGGUCUCCUGGGAGGUGAACAACCCGAAGCAGCUGCGGGUUGUCCUGGAUGCCUUAACCGACAUCAAAGACGCCUUCAACAAAAAGUCGCGCACCACCCAGGUCUCCCUGGCGGACCUGAUCGUCCUGGCCGGCAACGCAGCCAUCGAGUCCGCCAUCCCGGCCACCACCAAAGCCAAAGUCAAAGUCCCCUUCACCCCCGGCCGCGUGGACGCGACGCAGGCCGACACCGACCCAGCGAGCUUCGCCUACCUCCUGCCGCAGGCCGACGGCUUCCGCAACUGGCGCAACGCGAGCGCCGGCGGCGCCUGGGCGCUCGCCAGCACCGAGGCGCUGCUGGUCGACCGCGCGCAGCAGCUGACGCUGACCGCGCCGGAGCUGGUCGCGCUCGUCGGCGGGCUGCGCGCGCUGGGCGCCGUCUGGGACAACUCCGCGCGGGGGGUGCUCACGGCGCGGCCUGGCACGCUGACGAAUGAUUUCUUUGUGAAUUUGUUGGAUAUGGAGACCGUGUGGACCGCCGACGAGGGCAGCGGCGGCGAGCUGUUUACCGGGCGCGACAGGGCGACCGGGAAGGUGCGCUGGCAGGCUACGAGGGCGGAUCUGGUUUUUGGUGCGCAGGCCGAGUUGAGGGCGAUUGCGGAGGUGUAUGCCGAGGCGGGCGGGCAGGAGAGGUUGGUGGCGGACUUUGUGAAGGCGUGGGCCAAGGUGAUGGAUCUGGAUCGGUUUGAUGUCAAGAAGAAGUAG
This is a messenger RNA of Thermothielavioides terrestris NRRL 8126, 2373 nucleotides long. RefSeq lists its product as uncharacterized. The coding region runs from base 1 to 2373 and encodes 790 amino acids. The record is from RefSeq and is a predicted model, not a curated record. Gene Ontology annotation, molecular function: catalase activity; heme binding. Gene Ontology annotation, biological process: cellular response to hydrogen peroxide; hydrogen peroxide catabolic process. Gene Ontology annotation, cellular component: cytosol. The transcript has 6 exons. Lineage: Eukaryota; Fungi; Ascomycota; Sordariomycetes; Sordariales; Chaetomiaceae.